AUGAACUCGGACCUCACAGCUCUGCCUGCGCUCGGCGGUCCCCUCCCUGCCUCCCACACGCUCCCGUCCCGGCUCCUCCGGAAGGAGCUGGUUCCUCCCCCAGGCCCAGGCCCAGAGUACCUGCUGCACAGAAAGGGCUCCGGGAGGGAGGUGUCACUUCCGCGGGUCCUGCUGGGAGGUGGACCCGCUGGUGCCACGGCUGAGGCGGACCUGGCCUUGCAGCGCUUCCGGGCCUCCGUGUACAGACGGUACAACGACUUCGUGGUCUUCCACGCGCUGCUGCUGCAGAAGUUCCCCUACCGCAUGGUGCCUGCCCUGCCGCCCAAGAGGAUGCUGGGAGCGGACAGGGAGUUCAUCGAGGCGCGGAGGAGGGCGCUGAAGCGCUUCAUCAACCUGGUGGCCCGGCACCCCCCCUUCUCGGAGGACGAGGUCCUCAGGCUGUUCCUGUGCUUCAGCGGCCCCGACGUGCAGAGCAAGUUGAAGGAGUCGGCUCAGUGUGUGGGAGACGAGUUCCUGAACUGUAAGCUGGCGACUCGGGCCAAGGACUUCCUCCCCGCCGACAUCCAGACGCAGUUCGCGGUCAGCCGGGAGCUGAUCCGGAGCAUCUACAACAGCUUCUACAAGCUCCGAGACCGGGCCGAGCGGAUGGCGGCCAGGGCCAUCGACAAUGCUGCCGACCUCCUCAUCUUCGGGAAGGAACUGAGGCAGGUGGCCCAGAGGCUCUCGGGGCCCGGCCUCGCUGACCUUGGUGGUUUUCACGUUGACGUGAAAUUAGUCCUAACACGAAAUUGGGUCAGACCACCGCCCAUCAGGACUUUCUCCAACUCAGCUACGGCCCUUUUCACGCUCGCUGAGCGCGGAGGCAUCUGGGGCCUGUUCUCAUUGAACUGCUGGUUCCAUGGCUUCUCUGCCUUGUCCUGGGCCUGCCUGUGGGGGGCUGGCUGGGUCCGGGGAAGGGCCUGCCGGGCAUGCGGACACGUGCUGUGGGGCAGGUCCCGGGCCCUGUGCUGGGCGCCAGGUAACCAGCCUGUUUCCCAGGGCAAACAGGAGGAGGACGCCGUGGUGGAGAAGCUGAACCUCUUCCUGGACCUGCUCCAGUCCUACAAGGACCUGUGUGAGCGGCACGAGAAGGGUGUGCUGCACAAGCACCAGCGGGCCCUGCACAAGUACAGCCUCAUGAAGCGGCAGAUGAGCGCCGCCGUGCACAGCCACGAGCCCGAGUCCGUGGAGCAGCUGGAGUCGCGCAUCAUGGAGCAGGAGAACGCCAUCCAGACGAUGGAGCUUCGGAACCACUUCGCGCUGUUCUGCCUGCACCAGGAGACGCAGCUGGUGCACGCCUACCUGCCCCUCACCUCCCACAUCCUCGGGGCCUUCGUCAGCUCCCAGAUCCAGGGCCACAAGGAGAUGAGUAAGGUGUGGAACGACCUGAAGCCCAAGCUGCACUGCCUGUUCUCGGGACCCGCCAGCGCCCUGACCCCGCCUCGGUCCCCGCGGGACGGCCUGUCUCCUCACUAGUGCCGAGAGGACCCGGCGCCCCCACUAAAACUUCUUUCCAAACGCCUCUUCCUCGUGGCGUACGGGACCGGCGGAGGGGAGGCUCUGACGACGCGGCUGCAGAGGGGCUGCCCACGCUGGGCUCUGUCCUGGCUCAGCCUGGCCCCUGCCACUCCCUCCCCUGCGCCCAGCUCACCCAGCAGUAACCAGACACUCGUCACCAUUGGCCCAAGGCGCAGAGCCCGAGGCGCGCGGGACUCGCUGACGCUGAGGAUGGGUCUGCAGCCGGGCCCCUCCUGCGAGUCAGCCCGGCGAGGGAAGCACUUUACGGCCCGAAUCCGCGACUGCCACAGCAAACUGGAGUUGUUUACAAACGGUCCACAGUCCCAGGUUUUCGCCAAGAAACUAACAUGAACUGUUAUUAAACGUAUUUAUAAAAGUUG
Molecule: messenger RNA, 1937 nt
Organism: Myotis brandtii (Brandt's bat)
Lineage: Eukaryota; Metazoa; Chordata; Mammalia; Chiroptera; Vespertilionidae
Gene: SNX8
Product: sorting nexin 8
Exons: 11
Coding region: 1-1515 (504 amino acids)
Biological process (GO): retrograde transport, endosome to Golgi
Molecular function (GO): phosphatidylinositol binding
Source: RefSeq, a predicted model, not a curated record